Molecule: messenger RNA, 1785 nt
Organism: Melampsora larici-populina 98AG31
Lineage: Eukaryota; Fungi; Basidiomycota; Pucciniomycetes; Pucciniales; Melampsoraceae
Exons: 8
Coding region: 1-1320 (439 amino acids)
Molecular function (GO): protein binding
Source: RefSeq, a predicted model, not a curated record
AUGCCUGCUGGUCCUUUACUGGAUCAUAGUCAUCUUAAGCCUGGUGCUAAAGCUAAAUUACUCAAUCAUGCUAAAACUCUAGAACUGUAUCGAGCAAAUGCAAAAAAGACAAAUGAUGUAGAAGUGAUUUUCGAAUUUGCUUGUUUUCUGAUGGAUUUAGUUAAAGAAAUGAAUGAGGAAGAUGAUGAUCGUCAAAACACUACUUCAUCUCCGACUACUUCAAAGUCUAAAAAAGAAAAAGGUUCAUUAACACAAGAAUCAAUUAGUUUAUUACAAAAACUAGCGAAUCGAGGUCAUGUAGAAUCUCAAUUCUUAUUAGCAGAUAGUUAUACAAAACCAAAUGGAAUGACCAAUCCUACUAACAAUGGAAUAGGACAAGUUUUACCAAGUGGUUUAACCGUACCUAGUGCAGGGCCGAUUGGAAAAAGUUCUAGACAAGAUUAUGAUCGAGCGUUUCCUCUGUUUGUCUUGGCUGCUAAACAUGGUCAUGUGGAAGCUAUGUUUCGUGCUGGUCAGUGUUGUGAACAUGGAUGGGGUACUCGUAAGGAAAGAGAUAAAGCUUUACAGUUUUAUAGGAAAGCUGCUAUUGCUCAACAUCCUUUGGCUAUGUAUCGACUUGGAUUAGCAGAUCUGAAUGGCGAUUUAGGUCAACCUCGUCGACCAAAAGAUGGAGUCAAAUGGCUCAAAAGAGCCGCAGAAACAGCAGAUGUAUCGAAUCCAAAACCAUUACAUGAACUUGCAUUAUUACACGAAAGAGGAAUCGAACAUGUAGUUUUUGUAGAUUUUGAUUAUGCAGUUGAAUUAUUAGCUAGAGCAGCUGAACUAGGUUAUGCACCUAGUGCAUAUAAAUUAGGAGAAUGUUAUGAGUAUGGAAGGAUGGGAUGUCCACAAGAUUCUGCAUUGAGUAUUCAUUAUUAUAAUAUUGCUGCACAACAAAAUCAUAAAGAAGCUUGUUUUGCUUUGACGGCUUGGUAUUUGGUUGGAUCUUCUGGUGUAUUACCUCAAUCUGAUACAGAAGCAUAUCUUUGGGCCAAAAAAGCUGCUGAAGCUGGUUUGGCAAAAGCAGAAUAUGCGAUUGGAUAUUUUACAGAGGUUGGAAUUGGGACUAAACGGAAUGAAAGAGAUGCGAUUGAUUGGUUUAGAAAAGCAGCUGAACAUGGUGAUAAACGAGCCAUUGAAAGAUUAAAGAAUGGAACUGGACGAAGUAGUGGUGGCACUCCUCCUGGUACUGGUCCUGGUCCUACUACCAAGACAGAUUCAGGUCAAGCUGGGAAAAGUAAAAAAGGAAAAGAAGGAAAAGAAGAUUGUUUAGUGAUGUGAAGUGAUUGUGAUUGUGAUUUGAAGGAAGAAGAAGAAGAAGAGACCUUUGUUAUUUUUGUCGUUCCCUUUUUUUUCAAGGGAGAAGGUAGACACAAGAAGGAUUUCUGAUCACAUCGAAUUCAUCUCUUCUCCUUUCUUUUGUGUGGUGUUGAUUUUUUUCUUUUGCUUUAAAGGGGUAAAGAAACUUGUAAGGUAAAGAAAGAUUUUUUUCGGAUGAUCAAAAAUGGACUUGAGAACACUUUGAUUUCUUUUAUUAUCACUACAUUAACAUUACACUCGUAAUAUAUAUAGAUAUAUAGAUAUGUAUAUUCGAGGGCAUAUAAAUUUUUAAUUUACUUUUAGAGACCUUUUUUUUUCCUAUUUUUUCUUUUCUACUUUAUCAAAUAAGCAUUUAACUCUUUUUUUUAUAUUUAUAUAUAAUAACUUAUUUGAUUUGAUUGUUAAUAAAGAAAAUGAAGAUGAACG